Molecule: messenger RNA, 6801 nt
Organism: Haliotis rufescens (red abalone)
Lineage: Eukaryota; Metazoa; Mollusca; Gastropoda; Lepetellida; Haliotidae
Product: solute carrier family 12 member 8-like
Exons: 13
Coding region: 658-2838 (726 amino acids)
Biological process (GO): potassium ion import across plasma membrane; potassium ion homeostasis; chloride transmembrane transport
Cellular component (GO): membrane
Molecular function (GO): potassium:chloride symporter activity
Source: RefSeq, a predicted model, not a curated record
CCCACCCGUGAAGUGUAUCCCCCACCAACCACCCACGCCCGUGGUUAUAAGUAUAAUGUCGUCUUUGUAAGUAUGAGCUUUGCCAACACAGCUGUGUGGUGACGUUCUACAGAUAUUGAUGAAGAAAAAUCAAUGUGGCCAUAGCGAGCCCGCCCAAUCAGACGCCAGCAAUGCCUGCAUUGUAAUGUGUAUUAUGUUCUAUAUCGAUUCAGUGUGCAUUCUCAACACGUCUCGAUGUGGUAAAUAUGUGGCUCGUUUAGUGCACUGCCCUCUCGCCAUGCCAAUAAUUGUCAUUCCAGUUAGUUAUGUGAAUUAGCGGAUGAUUAUUCAUUAACAGUUUUUGUACGAACGUACAGAUCUGCACAAAGGCAGUCGGCCAUACUGUCGUGGUUCAUGGAUUCUCCAUCUUGAAGCAAAGAAGUGAAGGAUGAGGCGUGAUUUUGCUGUCUGAAGAGCACAACGACAGGUCGUGGUGUGAGUUUUGUUGGAGUGGUCGAGGCUGCAUACUGGACAUCUGACCUCCAACCCCUUCCACACUGUCAGGAAGCUACCAUUUUCCUCAUUCCCAGGCACUGACUGACCAUUCUACUGUCACUAUGGCAACCUAAGUUCUAGCUGAUGUCAGGGUAUGUGACAGUUGAGUGAAGCCGACACAAGAUGUCUGAUAUGAGUGACAGCGAGCAUACCAACCUGAUGUCCUCAGGAUCUCGAGGUAAAGACAAGAAAUCGCCAGAUUGGAGCCGCUAUGGGUUAAGCACAGAACAGCAGCAGGCCUCCAAAUCAUCACCUAUCCCUCCAACCUCCAACCCUCAUGAUGAUGCAGGGGGAUUCGACGAAGGACGACAAAAUGAACUGUUCCGGGAAGAUCAGAACCUGUCCCAACAGCCAUGGUGGAAGUCCAACUUCUUCAUCUCGGAGCCUGUGCUGUUUGGGACGUGGGAUGGUGUGUUUACAUCCUGCCUUAUCAACAUCCUCAGCGUGGUCAUCUUCCUCCGUAUGGGAUGGAUUGUGGGUAAUGCUGGAAUCGGACUAUCGAUCGUGACAGUGCUGCUGUCGGUGUCUAUUGUGUUGAUCGUGGCUCUCAGUGCUAUAGGGGUGUGUGAGCGAUGUCGUAUGGAGAGUGGCGGCGUGUACUUCCUCAUCUCCCAUGUCCUGGGUGGACGCAUCGGCGGCAGCGUUGGCAUUAUCUACUGCUUUGCUCAGUCUGUCAGCUGUUCUCUCAGUGUGAUGGGUUUUGGCGAGUCUAUCAUGGAGCUGAUUGGUCAGUCCAACCCCUGGAUUGCUCGGGGCAUCGCUUUCGGGAUUGUUUUACUUCUGCUGUGCAUCAAUGUGGCGGGUGUCAAGUGGGUGAUCCGGCUCCAGCUUCUUCUCCUGCUGGUGCUCUUCCUGUCUGCCAUGGACCUCAUGGUCGGCUCCUUUGUACACACGGAUGUAGAAAAUGGAGUCAUAGGUUACACGGAGAGGAACUUCCUCAACAACUCAGGUCCCUCGUAUGCCCCUGGGGAGGACUUCUUCAGUAUAUUUGGUCUUUUCUUUGCCACGGUAACGGGCAUCCUGGCUGGAAUCAAUAUGAGUGGGGACCUGCGAGACCCUUUCUACAAUAUCCCCCGUGGCACCCUGGCUGCUCUAGGGGUGGGAACUUUCCUGUACAUAUCGUUUAUCUUUGUACUGGGGGCGACCUGUCUGCGAAUGUACUUACUGGAGGACUACAUGAUUGCUGAAAAGGUGUCUGUUGUGGGAGUGCUGUGGUUGGCCGGACUCUACCUCUCCUCUGUAUCGUCCUGUAUGGGAAGUCUGUACGGGCCGCCGAGGAUUCUCCAGUCUAUAGCCAAUGAAAAUGUUAUACCAAUUAUCAAAAUACUUGGUCAUGGGCGAGGGCCCAACAAGGUUCCUGUGUAUGCACUGAUCGUGAUAACCCUGGUGGUGCUGCUGUUCAUCUGUGUGGGGCAGGUGAACACCCUGGCACCGGUGGUGACCACGGCGUUUAUGUUGACAUACGCAUCUAUAGAUUACUCCUACUUCGCUCUGGCCAUGAGCUACGACCGGCGCAAAGACCGAGAUGCCCGGUUCACGCACACCGGUGCUGGGUACGGUGAUAAGGUGCGCAAGUACAGUGCUGACAGUGAACUGCUUAACGGAAGUGUUGGGUACGGGGCGACUGGGAAAUCUAUUGAUGUCACCACUCAUAAAGACUCUUUCGAAAAACUUGCUAAUGACCUUGACAAACUGUUUCCCGAGCGGCUGACUCAGCGGGGCCAGCACCACCUGGUGAGGCAAACCAGUAUUAAUAGCGGUAGUAAUGCCACAACACCUGAGGCGGACUUUGAUGCCACGAAGAGGAAGAUCUCGAUUGAUGCUACAUCAGAAAAGGGGGAAGAUUCAGGAGACACAACCCAGUUGAUUGGUGUCAAGAAACAGCCGAACACCGAGAUCACCAAACAGCCGAGGUCGUGGUACUCCGUGCUGUGUAACAGAUGGCUGUCUCUCCUGGGGACCCUUGGCUGCAUGAUCAUCAUGUUCUCCAUCCAGUGGGUGUACGCUCUCGUGGAAAUCACCGCCUUCCUCGCCGUGUACUUCUACAUCGGACACUCUAGCCCCGGCUACUUCCCAGGUAUUGCAGAGUUCAACUUGUAUGAAUGGCUUAAAAAUGGCAUCCUUAGAUGUUGCAGACGCGGACCAGAUCCCCAAGAACACAUCAUUGUGGCUCCAAAGACACCUGCCGUUCAAACCCUUGCAGCUCAGUUGACGGCAGACAACGAAGACUUCGCCAACAGAGGGCGCUACCACCAAUCCGAGAUUGUCCAGGGCGAGAACUUUGACGAUUAUGACAGUGACUGAGUGGGACAGUUACAGCUUCCAUAUCUUGUAAACCCAUAGCCAAAUAUCUUUUCUGGUCCUCUGUGACCAUGGAUCACUACCCCCAUCAAACCAGUGCAAUAUUCUUUAGUGCAAUUUUAAGUUACGAAAUGACCAUUUAGAAAGUCAUUAUGUUCCCAGGAAAUUACAAUCUAUGUACACUUACAGUGUCAUAUCAGGGGUUAUGGGUGGGUAAAGUUUUAAUUUAGGGUAAAUUCUGUUGCCAACCAACACAUAUACUACUUAAUAAGGGCUGUGAUUCCAGUUGUUUUGUUGUCAUAUAGAAGUUAUGUAGAUACUUAACAUCAAUAUAUUUCCAAGGCAAAAUCUUCUCGAGGUGUCAACUUAGUUAAAUGUCUAAUAAUGUCAAGAUUACAACCAUCUAAGAAUUUACCUAGCUGAAACAUUUUAGAAUGAAAAUAGGUUUCAGUACAGCUUCGAUUCCAAUAUACUGAAAGGUCCAUCUAAAAAUCUGUCCCUUACCUUCUCAGUCGACCAUUCCAACUUGACCUGUUAUGGAACUUUCUAAAACUGUUAUACACCGUCUCAUGUUAAGAUAAAUAACAGGGUUAACCACUGUCACGAGUCUGUUAGAACAAGACAGUGAAAUUCUAGAGGGGCUAUUUUCCCCAAAUGUAAUUAUUUUACAUAAAUCACAAGUAAAGAGCUAAGAACUAGGUGGUUAUGGCCAAUGGCGUCAACCACUGAAGUCAAGUGUUGUGCCAAGGAUAAAUGUUUGAUUUUUGAAGAUGCAUAUUGUACCUCGGGGUCAGGUUCAAUUGAGAACAAACUUGUACCUCUGUUUAUAUCAUUUCUAAGGUUUUCUGAGCUGAUAAUUGCUGAACUAUCACGUCCAUGUAUGACAGAAGUGACAGGGUGUAUAAGUGGACAUUUCCAUCUAAACAAACUAUGGUCAUUGUCAAACUGUUCAAUAUGAUCUCCUAGGUAUCAGAUUGUUAUGCAGUGUUUGAGGUCAUUCAUCACUGUCCCACUUCAUGACUCUUGAGCAGGAAAACCAAACUAGAAGCUUACCCCUUGUAAAGAGAACUAGAGUGUAGCUUUGUUGAUAAAGCAUAGACUCAUCACACAAAGAGCUGGGUUUGAUUCCCAACAUGGUACAAUGUGUGAAGUGUAUUCUUGGUAUUUUCUUCUGUGAUCGCUGAAAGAGUGCUAAGAGUGAUGUUAAGCCGUACUAACUUGUGGACCUCAAAAGAGAUGAGAUGACAUGGGGUUUAGCGUCACAUCCAAGAUUAUUGCACUUAUAUAGCGACGAGCAUGCAAGUCUUUUGGUAUGAUGCGGAUGGGGAUCGAACCCCCGACCUUCCACUCUCCGGGCAGAUGCUCAAACACUGGACCACAGAGGCUGUUAGACCUAACAGGACGACAAGCAGCCCCAAAACUAGCCCAGGUGCUGUAUCUGCUACAACUGACGUCAAAUACAAAAUAUAUUUAAGCAGCAUCAAACUAGCAAAGCCACCUGAAGGAAGAGUCUUGGUCAAUCUCCACUUUCCCACUUACUUGAAAUGCUUGGUAUAUAACCUGUCCUCACUGUCUCACUGGCUACAAAUAUAUCUAUAUACCUGCAUGAUUGUGAAUGUCUUGUCACAAGUCAGGUGUAUCUGUACUAUUCUUGUGUUAUCAUCCAAAUUUACAGUUACACGUUUUUGUUUUUUCUCUCUGCAAAUUCAAGUUUUGUCUGUGAUAUUAAAAUCAUAACCCCAUCUAGCUUUAUCAAUGCAUGUGUGGAACAAAAUGUUCUGAAUGAUAAAACCAAUGCUUCAUAUUUAUCUUUAAUGUUUGGCGACAAAACUAGAUGUUGUCUGGAGUUAUCGGAUGCUUGGUGCAAACACACUUGCUACCUUUACUUCUACUCUAUAAGGAAGGGUUAGUUGUGCUUUUAUAUCCAUUCAUAGGGACAUGGUAUAGGAAUUUAGCUUGUGGCGAGUCAGAUAAUAUGGAGCAUAUUGCACAUGAGGUAUAAAGUUUGUUCCAAAGGGUUGCUCGAUCAUUUUAAAUCCAGACAUCAUUCUACAAUUGUAUUACACCAGGUUAUUUUGUAUGGUCAAACAUGCAGACUUCAUAACCAUUCCUAAUGAAAAAAACUAAAUGUUCGAGGCUGUUGAGUGUUGUAUUAGAAUAAUGACCGUCUCAAGGACGGUGGACAUACGACAGAUGUGACAGAAGAUAUGUUUGUUUGUUACCGUUUGUUGGCCAGUUUCAUUGUUAGAGGCUAGAUGUAGUGGUCGGUUUACAUCGCUGUUUAGUGUUUACCUCUUGUGUACGACAUUGUCGCAGAAACAUUUCAAUCUAAAUCAUACCACAUAAAUCUCGAUUUGCAUGGAAAGUUGUUAAAAUUUAUGAGAUAUGGAAUAUUAAACUUGAUUUCCAUCUUUAAAAAGACGGUAAAAAACAUUCAGAAUUCAUUCAUUCAUUCUUUGUCAAAACCAAUUAUUGUUUUAAAAAUUAAAAAAUACAUCAUGUAUCAUGUUCAGGAUCAUUUUCUUAACUUGAAAAUAUUUUCAGGGUUAAUAAUUUAAGCUGAAUCUCAAUACCACACAAACAAAUUUAAGCUGAAUCUCAAUACCACACAAACAAAUUUAAGCUGAAACUCAAUACCACACAAACAAAUUUAAGCUGAAUCUCAAUACCACACAAACAAAUUUAAGCUGAAUCUCAAUACCACACAAACAGCUCCUUCUUUGAUGGGCUUACUAUUUUUCUCAAAAAUCAUAUACAGCAUGUAGCAUUUUACUAACAUAUCUUGUGUACUGGUACUUCCUGUUCUCCAAUUCUAAGCCAACUUUAUCAGAUGUUCUAUAUUCUUGCAGAUGUCUUGUGUUAAUUGUUCCAAGUAGGAUGUCUAGUUAACUAUACUCUAUGUGUCAGUCAAGUAUAUUUCCCAAUGAUCUGCCAUAGUACAUUAUUCCAUACUUUGACUCUACUCUAUUGUCUGUGUCAGUAGCUUAUUGCCUGAUUAUCAGUGUGUGUACACUCCAUACUCCUAAAUAGAUCUGCGCAGUCGACCUAGCUUGAAUGUCUUACAAACUAAAUUACAAAAUGCUCCUAUUUGCUGCAGUAUUUGUCUAGCUAAAAAAUAUCUGUUCAUAUGAAAUUUGUAUGGGUUAACAAAAUCAGUCUUUCUUCCAUUCACACCAUGAGAUAUCCCCGAGUUUCAACAGGUGUGCAUGUAACAUGUUGUAGCACUGGACAAGGUAUAUAUACAUGUUGGAUGACUGAGUGAGCAAGGACAUCUACAUUGUUUCAGAAUAGGUAUUACUGAACCAUGCACGUUACCGAGAUCAUUUCCCCAUUGUAUCAAACAUUUCAAGUUGAAGAUAUAAUUUGGAUACAGUGUAACCCCAUGAAACAGUCUGGAAAUUCUGCCUUCAACAUGAGUUCUGAUUAAAUAUUUGAGCAUCUCCAAAGGGACAUCACCUUGUACCAAUGAUUCUUAAUCCAAACCUGUUUUGGACUGUAAUGGGUCUAUUUCACUGUAUUCAAUUGGGAUUGUUGGCAAACAUUCCAGAUAAUAAAAUUAACUAACCAUGAUAAGGUAAGAUAAGAAUCGUUGUUCACUUAUAUAAGUAUGACCCUAUCGAAUAUCACUUGCAGAACAACUCUUCCACGUCUCAUUUAAAUCAAGACGAGCAUCAUAUGAUUUAUCCAUGACCAGGGCCAUGCUUUAAGCAUACGAGCCCUGAACAUGCAUUUCAUCAGAAUGUUAACUGUCUCAUCUUCAGAAAGACGCCCACUACAGUUGUGGAGAGCUUCCUGCAGACAGUAUGUCCAGGGCAUUUACUAUAACGAGUUAUGUUGUGAUAGUAUGUUACACUUGGAAAUGUCUUGUUCAUGUCUUUAUUUCAAAUGUUGUGUUGUGUUAAGUUAUUUAACAUAUUCAUUGAGAGAGCUAUAUUUAUUGAAAAAUAAAACAAUGCAAUGAAUUCA